Messenger RNA from Caenorhabditis angaria, 697 nucleotides. Lineage: Eukaryota; Metazoa; Nematoda; Chromadorea; Rhabditida; Rhabditidae. The record is from the annotation of a GenBank genome assembly.
AUGGGUAGACGUCCAGCGCGGUGCUACCGCUACAUCAAAAACAAGCCAUACCCAAAAUCCCGAUUCUGUCGAGGAGUCCCAGACGCCAAGAUCAGAAUUUUCGAUUUGGGAAAGAAAAGAGCUAAUGUUGACGAGUUCCCAGCAUGCGUGCACAUGAUGUCAAACGAGCGUGAGCAUCUUUCAUCAGAAGCUCUUGAAGCCGCUCGUAUUUGCGCUAACAAAUACAUGGUCAAGAACUGCGGAAAGGUAAAUUUUUGUGCAAUCCUUUUUAAUCCUAAUAAUAACUUGAUUAUUUCAGGACGGUUUCCAUCUCCGUGUCCGUAAACAUCCAUACCACGUCACCCGUAUCAACAAAAUGCUUUCAUGCGCCGGCGCUGAUCGUCUUCAGACAGGAAUGCGUGGAGCUUACGGAAAACCACAAGGAUUGGUCGCCCGUGUUGAUAUCGGAGAUAUCCUUUUCUCAAUGAGAGUUAAGGAAGGAAACGUCAAGCACGCCAUUGAGGCCUUCCGUCGUGCCAAGUUCAAGUUCCCAGGACGUCAAAUCAUCGUCAACUCACGCAAAUGGGGAUUCACCAAAUGGGACAGAGAAGACUACGAACGCAUGCGCGCCGAAGGACGACUUGUCUCUGACGGAGUUGGAGUUCAACUUCAACGUGAACACGGACCACUCACCAAGUGGAUCAACAACCCAAUCUAA